Zootoca vivipara (common lizard) is the source of this 5188-nucleotide messenger RNA. RefSeq names its product solute carrier family 25 member 42 (gene SLC25A42). NCBI's taxonomy places the organism in Eukaryota, Metazoa, Chordata, Lepidosauria, Squamata, Lacertidae. The record is from RefSeq and is a predicted model, not a curated record. Gene Ontology annotation, cellular component: mitochondrial inner membrane. Gene Ontology annotation, biological process: transmembrane transport.
UCUCAGCGUGGUCGGCGGCGGGACGCGCAUGCGCACGGGACAGCUGCCCCACUCCUCACCUAAGGGGGGAAAUGGGUGGGGAGGGGUAACUGAGAUGGACCCCCCUUAUAAAAAAGUGUAUCUUUAAUGUUAUUAUGAGUUAUUUUUGCUCUCCCCUCCAUAGUUUGCUCCAAUAGGUUAGGGGGCUUAAAGUCUGUGGCUCUGACCCCUCCCUAUUUUAAAGGCCAAUUCCACCACCACCCCACUUGGGGGGAGGGGAAGGCUUGAUUCCUGGCCUCCCUCCCCUCUGGGUUGAAGCUGCUUGGGGGGCUUAUGCCUUUGCUGAUAUAUUGGGGGGCUUAUAAAUGUGACACUCCCCCCAAUGUGAAAUCAGGGAGGGUUAAAGUAAGGGGGUAGAGAGCUUAAUUGCUCCCCUAGCUGUCUGAAAGAAGGGAGGCUCAAAUGGUUACUUUCUGUCACCUCCCCUUUUUUGGAACUGAAGUGGGGCAAGGGGCAGUCUCUGAGAUACGGAUUUGGGGGAGAAAAGAAACUCUCCCUACAAUUUUUGGGGUUCAGAGGUUGAGUCCCUCGCCUCUUCAGAAGAGCUGAGAUCCUUUUUGUUUGUGGGGAGAGGGGUAGUUGUCAAAAAAAUCCACAACCCACCCAUUAGGAAAGAUCUAUCUCUAAAAGUGAAUUGGCUUACUCGUUUCUCUUCCUAGUGCCCCACCCUGCCCUGCAAGCAAUGGGGCAGGGGGCUUAAUUUCUCCUUAUCAAGCCUGAGUGCUUAUGGGUGUUUUUUUCGGUGGGUUGCGUGGGGGGGGGGAGAUCUUCGGACUAAAAACCCCCUGGUAUGACCCCCUCCAAAUAAAAAGUUUCUCUGCCUUGUCUCUCCCCCCCCCAAACAGGUAGAGAAUGAACGUCCUCUGUGGGCAUUAAGGGGUUAAUUCCCCCACUUAUUUAUACAUUAACUCUGCUUGAAGGGGGGGGGUCGAAAAAGGGUUAAGUUCUGCUUCCUCCCCAUUUGUCUGCCACCACUUGGCUUGAAAGGGGGGGGGGCUUUGAAAACACUUAACCUUUCAAGGACUCUGGGAAAUUUCAGUUCUGGGGUGGGGGGCGUGGAAGGUGACUUUGUUUUCCUGGUCAGAGUUUGAGGCUGGGGAGUAGAGAACAACUUUGAAGGACAAAAAAUGGGAAGAGGUUUGUUUCUUUAGGGGUCGGAAGAGUUUUUUUGAAAAGUGUUUUGGCUUCCUUUCUCCUUGGCAUUCCUCCCACCCACUCCAAAUUUAUUUAUUGCAGGCACGUCCAACAAGUAGAUCAUGAUUUACCGGUAGAUCACUGGACGUCUGUGAUAGAUCACUGGCUCCUCCCAAAGAAGCUCAACAACUUUGGGUCCCCUAAAAAAAGCCAUUAGCCCCCCAAAACAGUGCCUUCCUUCCUUAAAAAAAAGCUCAAUAAUUUUGACCUGAACCCCCCAAAAUGGGGUAGAUCACUGCCAGUUUUUAACUCUGUGAGUAGCUCGCAGUCUCUUGAGAGUUGGCCACCCUUGAUUUAAAGUAUUUAUAAGCCAGUUUGGGGGGUAAAAAAAAGAGAUACCUCUUCCAAACAUCAAUGCAUGCAAAGUUAUUUUUUAAAAGAAAUAUUCUCCCCCUUGUCCUUUUCUGCUAAAAAUGUAUAAUAUGGGUGUGUAUAUAUUAACUGUUUAUCGAGACAGACGGGUGCCAACAAAACAACUCUCUAUAUUGCAGGGGUGGCCAACUCCCAAGACCAGGGUGCCCAAACUAAGGCCCGGGGGCCGGAUGCGGCCCAAUCGCCUUCUAAAUCCGGCCCGCGGAUGGUCUGGGAAUCAACAUGUUUUUACAUGAGUAGAAUGUGUCCUUUUAUUUAAAAUGCAUCUCUGGGUUAUUUGUGGGGCAUAGGAAUUCGUUCAUAUUUUUUUUCAAAAUAUAAUCCGCCCCCCCCCCCACAAGGUCUGAGGGACAGUGGACCAGCCCCCUGCUGAAAAAGUUUGCUGACCCCUGCCCUGCCCAAGACACUGUGACCUACCUCAUAGAGUUAAAACCUGGCAGUGAUCUACUCCCUUUUUUGGGGUAGUUGUUGGUCAAAGUUGUUGAGCCUUUUUUUAGGAAGGAAAGGAAAGCCCUGGGUUUUUUUUGUGCCACUGUUGAACUUUCUUUAGGGGAGCCAAAGUUGUUGAGCUUGUUUGGGGGGAGCCAGUGAUCUACCACAGACAUCAAGUGAUCUACCUGCUUUCCCCCUGCUAUAUUGGAUACAGUUGUACCUUGGUUUUUGAAUUCAAUCCGUUCCGGGAGUCCGUUCAACUCCAGAAUAGUUUGAAAACCAAGGGGCGUCUUCUGAUCAGCUUCCGAAAAUCGUUCGAAAACCAGAACAAUUACUUCUGGUUUCUGAUUGUCCGGGAGCCGGAACGUUCGAGUUCAAAGGCGCUUGGCUUCCGAGGUUCCACAGUACAUAAAGAGAGAGAUUGAGAAAUAUCUCUGGCACAGCUGGAAUGUACAAAGGUUAAGAGCCUCAGACAUUGCUCUGCUGGUGUCCUUUGGGUUGAAAAAGCUGCUCCCUGAUGGGAAAAAAUCAUAGUAACAUAUUGUCAGAAGGGACCGGGGGGCAUCUAGUCCAACCCCCUGCAAUGCAGGAAUCUGUCUCCCAAUGUGGGGCUUGAACCCUCAACCCAGGGAUUGAGAAACUAAUGCUCUACCAAUUUAGCUAUCCAGCCUCAAGUGAGAUCUUAAAACUGUGUGUGUGUGGGGGGGGGAGACAUUUGCUUCUUGGAGGAAUGCACCAUACUGGGAGAGACUGGCCAAUGGCCUGAUUUGGAAUAAGGCAGAUUCACCUAUUGGAAUCCGUGGUUUCCUUGGGCAAAAUAUUGGUGGAAUUCGCACCCAUGGCCCUCCAGCUGUUGCAGUACUCCAACUCCCAGCAGCCAGGAAUGGUCAGGGGCGAUGUUGGGAGUUGAAAUUCAGCAAAACCUGUAAAAUAGAUGUUUUCUCCUCCUGAUUAUCCUCUCCAAAGUAUCUGGGGAGAGUUUAUAGUAGAAUACCAAGAGAGUCAUAGCCCAGCAGGACACCUGCUCUGCAUGCAGAAGAUCCCAGGUUCAGUCCCAAGCAUCUCCAGGUAGGACUGGGAGAGCUGCUGCUGGUCAGUGUAGAUGAUACUGAGCAACGUGGAGUAAUGGAAGGUCUGGCUCUGCAUAAGGCAGCAUACCAAGUUUCUAGAUUGCAAAAUAAAAAUAAAAAUAAAUCAACAUCAACCUGCUUGCUGAGGUCCCAGGUUCACUUCCCAGCAUCUCCUGAUAGGACUGGGAAUGCCAUAGAAUCAUAGAUUUGUAGAGUUGGAAGGGACUCCCAAGAGUCAUCUAGUCCAACCCCCUGCAAUGCAGGAAUCUCAGCUCAAACAUCCAUGACAGAUGGCCAUCCAACCUCUGCUUUACAACCUCCAAGGAAGGAGAGCCCACCACCUGUUCCACUGCCGAACAGCUCUUAUUGUCAGAAAGUCUUUCCUGAGGCUGAUUCGGAAUCUCCUUUCUUGUAACUUGAAGCCACUGGUUUGGAUCCUACCCUCCAGAGCAGGAGAAAACAAGCUUGCUCCCUCUUCCAUGUGACAACCCUUGAGAUGUUGGAAGAUGGCUCUCAUAUCUCCUUUUUUCCAGGCUAAACAUCCCCAGCACCUUCAAGCGCUCCUCAUCAGGCUUGGUCUCCAGACCCUUGAUCAUCUUGUUCACCCUCCUCUGUACACCUUCCAGCUUGUCAACAUCCUUCUUAAAUCGUGGUGCCCAGAACUGGACAGAGUAUUCCAGGUGUGGUCUGACCAAGGUAGAACAGAGUGGGACAAUGACUUGCCUUGACACUAGACUUCAGUUGAUGUCUCCUGGAUCAAAUGGUGGAGAGCUGCUGCCAGCCAGUGCAGACCAUAUUGACCUAGACAGACGAGCGGUUUGACUUUGCUGGCCACACUUGACCAAUCUCACCGGGACGCCGAGCACGCCAGGAAGAUCUCCUUCGAACGGACAAAGGCAGGUCUCUGUGCCGAGUUGAGCAACGAAGGAGGUCUGGUUCUUUUCCUAGGCAGCCCCUGAGCCUGGUAUGGGGAAUGGUCGAGCAGCAGGAGGUCAAGUGGGUUUCAAGCAGAAAGAUGUAGAGCCUCAGAUCCACGUGCCGAUUUUGCCAGAGGCUGCCCAGGAGAGAAAGAGCGUCCUCAACUCCCUGGUAUCUGGGGCGUUUGCCGGCGCUGUGGCCAAGACUGCAGUGGCGCCUCUGGACAGGACGAAAAUCAUAUUCCAAGUAUCAUCAAAUCGGUUUUCUGCCAAGGAGGCUUACCGCCUGAUCUACCGCACCUACCUCCACGAGGGCUUCUUCAGCCUCUGGCGGGGGAACUCUGCCACCAUGGUCCGCGUGAUCCCUUAUGCCGCCAUCCAGUUUUGCGCCCACGAGGAGUACAAGCAGAUCCUGGGCAGUUACUACGGCUUCCAGGGGAAGGCACUUACCCCAUUGCCCAGGUUCAUAGCUGGGUCGCUCGCGGGCACGACGGCUGCCAUGUUGACGUACCCCCUGGACCUGGUCCGCGCCCGGAUGGCCGUCACGCCAAAGGAAAUGUACAGCAACAUUGUCCAUGUCUUCAUUCGGAUAUCCCGGGAGGAAGGGUUGAAGACCCUCUACCGGGGCUUUGCCCCCACCAUCCUGGGGGUGAUUCCAUAUGCUGGGCUGAGCUUCUUCACCUACGAGACCCUGAAGAAGUUUCACGCAGAGCGCAGCGGCAGGACGCAGCCCCACCCCACGGAGCGGCUCGUCUUCGGGGCCUGCGCCGGCCUGAUCGGGCAGUCCGCCUCCUACCCGCUGGACGUUGUGCGGCGGCGGAUGCAGACGGCUGGGGUGAUGGGCCACAUCUACGGCUCCAUCCUGCGCACUAUGCGGGACAUCAUCCGGGAGGAAGGACUCGUCCGCGGCCUCUACAAGGGACUCAGCAUGAACUGGGUCAAGGGCCCCAUCGCCGUGGGGAUCAGCUUCACGACCUUCGACCUCACGCAGAUCCUCCUCCGGAAGUGGGAGCGAGGGGUGAACGUGGAGAGGUAGUGGCCGGCCGGUGGCUGGCGGUUGGUACAAAUGUUGGUGGAAACGUGGGCAGGCAUCCUCUUCCUCCUCCCCUCCCUCCCUCCCCGAGCCAGAGGGUUCUCGUGGCAGAGCUGAGUAAUCCAGGGCAA